This is a messenger RNA of Hermetia illucens (black soldier fly), 6292 nucleotides long. Its product is annotated as protein kinase C-binding protein NELL1-like. Bases 1567 to 4323 code for a protein of 918 amino acids. Lineage: Eukaryota; Metazoa; Arthropoda; Insecta; Diptera; Stratiomyidae. The record is from RefSeq and is a predicted model, not a curated record. The transcript has 15 exons. Gene Ontology annotation, molecular function: protein binding; calcium ion binding.
UCGAUACUUUGGCUUUGGCAUUCAGUUGGUCAGCGGAUUCUGAGCGUGUAGAACGUGUGGAUGCGGUGUUUGUGGCUGUUGAGUCGUUCCUGCACCAUAACUGAUUAAAACGUUUGAAAAGUUCUCAAGUGCGAGAUGUGUGGCAAAUUAACCGGUGAAUAGCCAGCAAUGGAGCAAAACUUGUCAGCACGACCGCGUGAAAAAUCAAAGCACAAUUUCGAAGAACAGAAGCUUUUUUUCGCAAAAAGUGUCAUCGAAAACGUGUGAAGUCCAAUUUGAUUUGUCCGAAAAAAAAAUAACCCACGAAAAGGACGUUUGACGGAUUGCCUAUGGAAAUUGUUUACUUUCUCCAAUAAGAGUGAAUCAAGUGGUUGUCAGCCGGGAAAAGCAGGGCCGAGUGAUUUCUUCUGAUCGGAUAUUUUUGGGCAAAGUGACUUGUUCGCAGGAAGAUUUUUAACGUCCGGACUGCGGCGCGAGUAACGAAUUUUUCCGUGUGCAUUUGGUGUGAUUAGUUGUGAACAAUUAGUGAGGCCCAUUGCCCGGUCUGGAGCAGCGGAUCCGGUUGUAGGGAACCAUGCUUAGUGCUUCUGGCUGAUUUCGAGGCGUCGGGAAGGUCCUACCUGAAGUGCUGAUUAUCGCACGGAAAGCUGCGUCAAGGGUUUUCCUCGUUUUGACAUCAGUGUCCCCAUUUGAGUGGUAGCAGCAAGUGAAAUGUGUUGGGUGAAAAGGAAAACUCACAGAGAAACGUUCUGACACAUUUCAUGCAAGUGUCAUUCCUUAAACCUAUAGCCCGAGAGGGUUUCGUCAAUUAGCGAACAAAAUUUUAGUGAAGUAAUUGACAUAAGUGCUUCGGGAAACCUGGAAAACUCAAUAUAAAAAUUUGUCUGCGUGAGAAUUCGGCUGCCUUCAAAUUAAAGUUUGAUAAUAUUUCGGCUUUUCCAUAGGAAAUUGAUAAAUUUGACGAUUUAAAAAAAUCGGAUUUGGAAUCCUUGCAAAGCGACUUAUUGGAUUUUUCGUUUGGUGAAUUGCGAUCUGUUUUUCCAGACGAAUACAAACGGAGGAAAGUGCUGCAUUGAAUGUUGCGGUCGCGUGUGACAAAGUGUCAGUGAAAACACCCGAUUCGUCACUACUCGUGGAAUUGAAUACUUCUCCGUGUGCUAAAUGUGCCAGUGAAAAACAGCUUAGGUGCAAGACAACCUACAGCAUUUUGGCAUAGUUUAAGUUCCUCUCGGACCGGGAAGAGGCAGAUCAUAUCCAGAUAUACGGCCGCGUUUUCAUUCAAAUAGUUUUUCCUAGAAAACUAAUCCUGAAUUUGAAAAUUGCGGAUUUUUUUCGUUUUUGAAAAGAUAUUGACGAAAUUUUGAAUGGAAAAUUACGGUAUUAUUAAUGUCAUCGUCAACGGCAGUACGAUUAUCGGUCGAUCAGUAGACGAACUAAACGGCGCUGCGUCAAUUUCGUUCGUGGUCGUGGUGUGAUAUGCAGCAACCAGAGGAGGAAGAUUUUCGAAAUAAGGAGCCCGACCGGCUGUUGUUGCUGCGGCGGCCGCGAAUCGUGUAGCUCUGUGCAAUGUGCCACCGAACGGUCAAAAAGUUUUGGUUAUGGUCAUCCUGGGGAUGUGUCCAGGUUUUGAUAAUGACCUUGGCCAUCCUGUUAGCAACAAUAGCAACACCGAUAAAAGCACAUAACGGGGAUUUUGGCAUUGAUCUUUUGUCGGAACUCAAUCUAUACAAUAUGAAUAUAAGUCAUCGUGGUGUAAUAGUUUCGCCAGGAUUUCACAACAAUACUAUGGCUUUUAGAUUGCAAACAAGUUUGCGGAGGCUUAUAAUGCCGGAGGCGAGUUAUCAUCGCAUCGUAGAAUACAUAAAGUCGUCACCAGAAUUCACAUUGACAGCUCUAGUGCGACAAGAAAAGGGCAAUUCCGGGUCAAUUAUUUCAUUUUCAUACGGCCCAAAUAGGUAUUUAGAACUCGAGUCGAGCGGGAAACGCGCUGAGGUGCGCUUUCACUACACAUACCAGACACCCGCUGGUGAUAUGCUUCUUCACACCGAAAUGUUUUCGUAUCAAUUGGCAGAUGAUACAUGGCACAAGGUGGCGCUCUCAGUAAGUGGCCCUGAGAUUCAACUUAUUAUAGACUGCCAUCCCUUGUAUAAACGAGUGAACCAUUUUAUACCAGAUAGGAACUUCAGUGCUUCCAAUAUUCAAUUAUUUGUUGGACAAAGAAAUUUAUAUAAUCAUAGUAUGUUUAAGGGCUAUAUUGAAAGUGCCCAUGUGAUAGCAAAGCCCCAUGGAUAUUUGAAACAAUGUCCUCAUAUGCAUGAGCAGUGUCCCACGUGUGCGGAAUUUAGUCUUCUUCAACAUACAAUAGACGAACUAGAGAAAAAAUUUGACAAAUUAGCGCAAAGGCUAGUGGCUACAGAAAAAAUAGUAUCACAUCUCCAAGAGUGUGAAUGCAGAAUAUCGUGUAAAAUCAAUGGUACUACGAAAGAAGAUGGAGCCGAAUGGAGAGAUGGAUGUAAAGUAUGCAAAUGUGAAAGUGGCAGUAUUAUUUGUGAACCACCAAAAUGUGAACCAGUUACUUGUAAAUAUCCUACCUAUAUAAAUGGAUCGUGUUGUCCAAUAUGUAAAAAGCAUUGUUACAUUAGAGGUAAAUACUUCGACCAUGGCGAGUUUUACAUUGAACAAUGUAAUAAUUGCACAUGUGAUGAUGGCUCUAUGAGAUGUGUGAAAAUCGAAUGUCCUAAACUGAAUUGCUCACCAGAGAAUAUAAUCAAAGUUAAAGAUGAAUGCUGUUCAGUUUGCAAAGGAGAUGACUAUUGCUCAAAAGGACAUGCAUGUCAUACUAAUGCUACGUGUCUUAACCUCACCACCAAGUACACGUGUACCUGCCGCCAGGGCUUCCAAGGAGAUGGGUUCCAUUGUUCUGAUGUUGACGAAUGUACUGCAGCGCGAGGGAGUGCCAUCGGUAACCACUGCCGUUUUAAUACGCAAUGCGUUAAUGUUCCAGGAUCGUAUAGAUGCGAAUGCUUAUCUGGUUAUCGACGUCUUGAUCGAUACAAUUGCGUUGAAAUUGAUGAAUGUGCAAGCGGGCAACAUUCAUGUCAUGAAAACGCGAAUUGCAUUAACACUCAGGGGUCGUAUCAUUGUGAAUGCAAAGAAGGAUAUAGCGGUGACGGUUAUGAUUGUAAACCUGUCUGCAAUCAAACUUGUUUGCAUGGAGGGCAAUGUUCUGCUCCAAAUGUUUGUACGUGCCGCAUGGGAUUUAUAGGAGCAGCAUGCGAACAGGACUUUGACGAAUGCGCUAGCGGCCUACAUAAUUGCAAAGAAUCUUCAGAGUGUAUAAACAUGCCCGGCUGGUACUAUUGCCAUUGCAAAAGUGGAUACCAGUCACUAGGAUCAGAGUGUUAUGAUAUCGAUGAAUGUGAGAGGGGAAAGCAUAGCUGUCACCCGACUGCUACUUGUGUAAAUACCAUUGGACAUUUUGAAUGUCAUUGCCCAGAAGACAAGGCCAACUCCGAAUGUAGCUUAAAUUGCAUGUUUGAAGAUAGCGAAGUACCAGAUGGAAGUGUGGUAUCGCCAAGAAAUCAGCCCUGUAAAAAGUGUACAUGCCGGAAAGGUGUAAUAUCAUGCGAAGAACCAAAGUGCAAUUGUUCCGAAUGGAAAAGAUCAGUAGGGAGAGAACUAUGUUGCCCUCAGUGUGAUCCGAAUGAAUCUUGUCGUCAUCAGGAAUUAGAUCAUGUUAUAUUUAAAAGUGGUGAAAGAUGGAUUUACCAAUGUCAAACAUGUGAAUGUCUGUAUGGAGAGUUUGACUGUUGGAAACUUGAAUGUCCGCCGUUAAUGUGUGACAAUCCUCUGCCCUUGAAACCUGGUGACUGUUGUCAACGAUGUCCCGACGAUCCUUGCAAUUAUCUUGGCAAUUUGACAAAUUCGUUGGGUCACCCUUGCACAUAUAAGGGACAUCAGUACUCAUCUGGUCAAAUCUCCUAUGAUUUGGCCAGUCAGUGUACGAAGUGCGACUGUAAAGUACCCUACUGUGCCCAACUGGUGAGCAAUUCCGCGUAUUGUGUGCAUCGGAUGGGCAACUAUUCUGCAGUGUCGAUUAUUCUUGUACUGAUAGUGAUAGUAAACCGUAUAAAGUGCCCACUGCAAUUACUCGUACAACAGCAUUUCACAAUUGUACAAAGGAUACUACUAAUCCUUUUGAUACUACAUCGAAAGCAUCAGCACGAGCACCGAAGCGUCGAAUGGUUCGUCAAUCCAUUAACAAUAAAAAAUCAAAACGUCAACGAAAUCAUGGUGGCUAAUAGAAGUACUAGAAAUUUAUGAUAAAUAAUUAUUAUAGUAUAGAAUUGAAUUAUAGAUCUAUUAAUUAAUUAAACAAUUGGAUGAGCGAAAGUCAUAAACGAAAGGAGAACGAAAUAUAAUAAAAGAUUUUUAUUUGAUAUAGGGGAUCGUAGUUAUUAUUAAUUAUCAAUGAUAAAAUGAUUUAGAAUAGUAUAGAUAUUUUCAGGAAAAAAAUCAAAAAAAGUAUCUUAUGUACUGUGAAGUGAAUACACAAAGCUUAUUUGACUCGUUUUAGAAGUUGUGUUAGCUUUUCAAUAAAUUACCUUGAUUGAAUAUUUCGUAAUAUGCCAGUUUUAAGUUUUUUUGUUUUAGUUUAAAACUUAGUCUUUAAGUAUUUAAAUCUGUAAAAAUUAAGUUACAUGUUCGAAUUUUUGAUACAAAUGAAAAACAAAUUAGACAACUUUUUUUUCUCUAUUUAUUCCCUCCAAAAAUUGAAUAUUACCCUUCAUUUGAAGAGUAAUGAAAAUUUUCCUAUAUAAUAAUUAAAAAAGAUAAAACAUCAUUUCAGUUUUAUAGCUAUCGUGUGAAAGCAGCCAUAGAUACUAGCAAUUGUCAAUUAUCGAAUGUAAAUGAAAUCUCCGUUAUUUUAUUGUGUAACAAUAGAGAGUAAUUAAUCUUGUGUAUAGAUAAACAUGAAAGAGUGAACGGAAGUCAGUUUUGGAACCGAAGCGUAGGUUGUAAAAAUAAAUAAAACACUUUUGCAUCCAAAUCGAACAAUAACUUUAAAAUCUUCGCCAAUUGAAGGAUGCUACCACUCUACAGAAAAGACUGAAUGGAGACAUCUUGAGAUUGUUCUGGAUCUGUAAAUUAUGAUUUAUAAUAUCGUUGCCACGAAGGAAUUUUCUAUAGCAUUAUAUUUUUUGAAUGAUAAUUUUCGUUAUAUACUUCUCCAUACAUUCUGAGGAUUUCUUUUAAUUUAGUUUAUUUAUAGUACUAAUCCGUUUCAUUUAUUUCCCUUUCGUAUUUUACCAAUAUCUUAAGAAUCUCCAUAGGUAAAAACUGAGCUGGAAAGGGAAAUCUAGGAUAUUAAUAUUUGAAGUAACAGGCUCAAGUAGAUAACGCCCCUAGGCAGAAAUCCUCGUAAAUGGAACAUGUAUAAAUGUUUAGUAUUGCUUUGGUUUACUACGAAGAUCGGGUAUUACUACAUUACCGAAUGGUUUCAGUGGAUUUGAGUUUGAGAACGUGAACAAUCACCAUUCCUUCAAAUUGAUAUGUAAUUAAUGUACGUGUCUUCUGCCAAAUUAAAAAAUCAUUAUUUAAGCAUUAUUGGUAACUGCUGUAUUACCCUGUUCUUAUUCUCACUCUGACAUGAUCAUGACUUGUCUAAAAGCAGACGACCAAUCUUCAAAUCACAGCUUGAACUUUACGAAGCAUUCUUUCUGGUAUGCAGUGCUGGGCAAAAAAAAUCAAUAAAAAAAUUUGAUUUUUCGGAAAAAAAUAUCGAGUUGAUGAGAAAAGUAAAUAUGAGUGUUUUUUUUGUAUUGAUAUUUUGUACUAAAAAUAGUUUUUGGAGAAAAAAACCUAUGUAAAAUUUUUCAGAAGGGACUUUUAUUGAAAAUUAGUCUACUUUACGAAAAAUAGGUGAAUUUGAUUUGUGUUUCAUAUCAUAUCAUAUCAACCAUAAAACUCGCCCUCUCACAAUAAUUUUUUUUUGUUUAAGGGGGCCAACCCUUGUCAAGCUCGUUUUUGUUUUUGGCUUUUUUUAUAAAUUUUUUGUGAAGAACUAGAUAAAGAUACAAAUACGAAUUUUUCACCAUAUAUUUAUUAAUAUCUUGAGCAUGCGUAGUAAUUUUUUCAGCCCGAUAGCAAAGUUCAUUAUGGAAAUACAGAUCAAUUUAUACACCCAUCUCCAAAAAAAGGUGUUUUUCUGCUGCCACGCUAGAGGGCGCUGUGAUUAUUUUAAAGAAAAAGAAAUAAACGGCAUUUUAACGUGCAGACUUAACUACAGUCC